Phragmites australis (common reed) is the source of this 503-nucleotide messenger RNA. RefSeq names its product serine/threonine-protein phosphatase 7 long form homolog. Lineage: Eukaryota; Viridiplantae; Streptophyta; Magnoliopsida; Poales; Poaceae. The record is from RefSeq and is a predicted model, not a curated record. Bases 21 to 503 code for a protein of 160 amino acids. The transcript has 2 exons.
GGGCGCUCUGCGACGCAUGCAUGAAGAAGGAGGCGCUAGCCACUUUUGCCGGGUGUCCACUUCUUCUUCAGCUAUGGUCGUACGAGCAUUUCGCCAUAGGUAGGCCGGUGGUCGAUCGCUCCCCGUACCCAGAGGAGUGGUACGGCGAGAUGGAAGAGGACGCGCCGACAAUGGCCUCGCUGUGGUGUCGUCGACGGCCACACUGGGCCCACGAGCAGCCUCGCAGCGCGUACGAGCAUUUUCGUACCCAGUUUGACAGGCUACGUCCUAAUGAUGUGGUAUGGGAGCCAUACAACGUUCGGGCCGUUCAUACACGUGCAGGGUCGGGAUUGUCACCCUUGUGCACCCGUGAUGAGGAGUACUGGCUCACCAAGGCGCCCCUUGUCUUCGACAUCUACGUCGAAGAGUACUCACCGCAGCGCGUCAUGCGGCAGUUUGGCCGUCACCAGGCAUUCCCGCUCGUCCCCAUCCGUAUAGUCCCCUUGCACGUCCGCAGGCUUUAA